Messenger RNA from Penicillium salamii, 789 nucleotides. Lineage: Eukaryota; Fungi; Ascomycota; Eurotiomycetes; Eurotiales; Aspergillaceae. The record is from the annotation of a GenBank genome assembly.
AUGUCAGCAAACAAAACUCUCGCUGGAAAAGUCGCCCUGAUCACAGGAUCAAGCCGCGGCAUCGGAGCUGGCAUAGCCUUAAAAUUCGCCCAUCAAGGCGCCGACAUCGUCAUCAACUACGUGUCAAAUGCCUCAGCCGCCGAGGCUGUCGCUGAACAAAUUCGUGCCCUUGGUGUGCGCGCCAUCGCGCUCAAGGCGGACGUCUCUCAGGAAGAAGAAGUGAAGGAGUUAUUUGAAGCUGCACACCGCGAAUUCGGUCGCCUCGAUAUUGCUGUUAGUAACUCGGGCAUUGAGCAUUUCGGAGAUCUCUCCGAGGUAAAGGGUAGUGAUAUCGAUGCCGUCUUUGCAGUCAAUGUCAAGGGACAGUACUUUGUCGCACAACAAGCAUAUCGCUUCAUGGAGGAUUAUGGCAGAGUCAUGUUGACUUCUUCGAUUUCAGCCGUCAAGGGUGUCCCUCGACAUGCAGUAUAUGCUGCGUCUAAAGCAGCUGUGCAGGGAAUGACAAAGUGUCUCGCUGUGGAUUUUGGAUCCCGCAAUAUCACUGUCAACUGCAUUGCUGCGGGUGGUGUAAAGACUGAUAUGUACACCGAGAUGUCGGGGAAAUAUAUUCCUGGUGGUGAUAAGAUGAGCCCGCAACAGAUUGACGAGUGCCUGAGCAAGUGGUCCCCACUCGGUCGCCCUGGAGAAGUAGAAGAUGUUGCUGGAGUUGCGUCUUUGAUUGCUAGUCCUGACUCGCAGUGGUUGACUGGACAAACCUGGCAGGUUUCGGGUGGUGCUUAUAUGAUUUAG